Messenger RNA from Eucalyptus grandis, 1269 nucleotides. RefSeq names its product tRNA (guanine(9)-N1)-methyltransferase. Gene Ontology annotation, biological process: tRNA N1-guanine methylation. Bases 65 to 1051 code for a protein of 328 amino acids. Gene Ontology annotation, molecular function: tRNA binding. The record is from RefSeq and is a predicted model, not a curated record. Lineage: Eukaryota; Viridiplantae; Streptophyta; Magnoliopsida; Myrtales; Myrtaceae. The transcript has 3 exons. Gene Ontology annotation, cellular component: nucleus.
CCUAAACCUCGUUGAAUUCCGACCGGGUAGACCUCGUCCAUGGUCGAACCUCGGAGAAACUAAAAUGGAAGCCCCCGCUCAAGACCAACCCGCCCUCGCCCUGGAACCGCCGCCGCCGCCGCCGCCGCAGCCGCCGCUGCUCUCCAAGAACGCCCAGAAGAGGCUCCUGAAGCAGCAGCGGUUCGAGGCGAAGAAGGCGGAGAAGAAGGCGCAGGUGAAGGAGCACAAGAGGCGGGAGGCCGAGCGGCGGCGCCGGGAAUGGGAGGAGACCCUCGAGGGCGCCGCCACCGAGGAGGAGCGCUCGCGGCUGAUCGAGUCGCGGCGGGAGCUCCGGCGGGAGCGGAUGGAGAAGCGGUCGGAGGAGCGCGGGCAGAAGCUCCGGCGGCUCGAGGACGCGCGGGCGGGCGGGCAGAAGGUCGUGAUCGACCUCGAGUUCGCCCACCUCAUGUCGGCUAACGAGAUCAACAGCCUCUGCCAGCAGAUUAUGUACUGCUACGCGAUGAAUGGGAGAUAUGAGUAUCCCUGUCACUUAUGGUUGACCGGAUGCGGGGGAGAAAUGGGGGCCCAGUUGCGGAGGAUACCAGGAUUUGAUAAGUGGCUUGUCGAGAAGGAAGACCAAUCCUAUAUCGAGGCAUUGCAGGAUCAGAAGGAGAAUUUGAUGUACCUGACAGCGGACUCGGAGAACGUGCUCGACGUGCUCGAUCAGAAGAAGGUUUACAUCAUCGGUGGGUUGGUGGAUCGGAACAGGUGGAAAGGGUUGACCAUGAAGAAAGCAGAGGAGCAGGGGAUACAGACUGCGAAAUUGCCUAUCGGGAAUUACUUGAAGAUGUCGAGUUCUCAGGUUCUGACUGUGAACCAAGUAGUGGAGAUACUCCUCAAGUUCUUGGAGACGAAGGAUUGGAAGGAGUCCUUCUUUCACGUGAUUCCUCAGAGAAAACGGUGUGAAGCGGAUUCGAUCGAAUCUCGAGGCGAAGCCGAGGAGGAAGAAAAUGUAGAGGACAAUCAACCUGAGGGUAACAAGGAGUGUGUUGAAGUUCCGUCUCCUAACUGAACUAUAGAUCGCGGUAACCCGUUUUUGUUUAAUUUCCUUACAUCCCAUUCCCGUUGUGAAUUGGGAGAGCCAACAGCACGAGUUCAUUGAUGAUCAUCUGGCUCUACAUUUUUGUAUUCUGUGAGUACCCAAGUGAUCUCUUUCUGAUUUGAGGCUUUGAGGAGAUAUAACCUUUAGUCAUCAUCAUCAAUGGCUGUAAAUGCAUGCUGGCUUCUAUA